This is a messenger RNA of Dichotomopilus funicola, 993 nucleotides long. Its product is annotated as lactate/malate dehydrogenase. Gene Ontology annotation, biological process: malate metabolic process; tricarboxylic acid cycle. The record is from RefSeq and is a predicted model, not a curated record. Gene Ontology annotation, cellular component: cytosol; cytoplasm. Gene Ontology annotation, molecular function: L-malate dehydrogenase (NAD+) activity. The transcript is spliced from 7 exons. Bases 1 to 993 code for a protein of 330 amino acids. NCBI's taxonomy places the organism in Eukaryota, Fungi, Ascomycota, Sordariomycetes, Sordariales, Chaetomiaceae.
AUGGUCAAGGCCGUUGUUGCCGGUGCCUCGGGCGGAAUUGGACAGCCGUUGUCGCUGCUCCUGAAGCUCUCUCCGCUCGUCUCCGAGCUUGCUCUCUACGAUGUCGUCAACACCCCCGGUGUUGCGGCUGACCUGUCCCACAUCUCGUCCAGCGCCAAAACCACCGGCUACCUCCCCGCCGACGAGGGCGCCAAGAAGGCCUUCAAGGAUGCCGACAUCAUCGUCAUCCCGGCUGGCAUUCCCCGCAAGCCCGGCAUGACCCGUGACGACCUGUUCAACAUCAACGCUGGCAUUGUCAAGGGCCUGAUCGAGGUGGCUGCCGAGGUCGCCCCCAAGGCUUUCAUCCUGGUCAUCUCCAACCCCGUCAACUCGACCGUCCCCAUCUCGGCCGAGGUUCUCAAGGCCAAGGGUGUCUUCAACCCCCAGCGCCUCUUUGGUGUCACCACCCUCGACAUUGUCCGCGCCGAGACCUUCGUUGCCGAGAUCGCCGGCAAGAGCAACCCCUACGAGCUGACCGUCCCCGUCAUUGGUGGUCACUCCGGCGAGACCAUCGUCCCCCUUUUCAGCAAGGUCGCUCCCUCGGUCACGAUCCCCGAUGACAAGUACGAUGCGCUCGUCAACCGUGUCCAGUUUGGCGGUGACGAGGUUGUCAAGGCUAAGGAUGGCCUCGGCUCGGCCACUCUCUCUAUGGCCUACGCCGGUUACCGGUUUGCCGAGAAGCUUCUCAAGGCCGCUGCUGGCGCCAAGGGCCUCGUCGAGCCCAGCUACGUCUACCUCCCUGGUGUUCCGGGCGGCGAGGAGAUUGCCAAGAAGACCGGUGUCGAUUUCUUCUCCGUCCCCAUCGAGCUCGGCCCCAACGGUGCCGAGAAGGCGGUCGACAUCCUCGGCGACAUCACCGACAAGGAGAAGGAGCUGCUCAAGGCUGCGGUGGCUGGCCUGAAGGGCAACAUCGAGAAGGGUGUCCAGUUUGCCCACAACCCUCCCCAAAAGUGA